Messenger RNA from Choloepus didactylus (southern two-toed sloth), 4399 nucleotides. Its product is annotated as zinc transporter 10-like. Gene Ontology annotation, cellular component: membrane. Lineage: Eukaryota; Metazoa; Chordata; Mammalia; Pilosa; Megalonychidae. Gene Ontology annotation, molecular function: zinc ion transmembrane transporter activity. Gene Ontology annotation, biological process: manganese ion transport; intracellular zinc ion homeostasis; zinc ion transmembrane transport. The record is from RefSeq and is a predicted model, not a curated record.
AAGCCCGGGAGGCGGGUCCCAGGCCUCCACCGCGUCAGGGGCGCCGGCGCCGCGACCCCACUUGUUGCGGCGGCGACCGCUGCGCCCCGGGACGCGCAAGUCUCCACUGAGCGCCGCGAGGAGGCGCGCACUGGGCGGUGCUGGGCGAUCCGUGGAUCGUCUCACGACGAGAUGGGACGCUAUUCAGGCAAGACGUGCCGGCUGAUCUUCAUGCUGGUGCUCACCUUCGCCUUCUUCGUGGCGGAGCUGGUCUCAGGCUACCUGGGCAAUUCCAUCGCCCUGCUCUCGGAUUCCUUCAACAUGCUCUCGGACUUGAUCUCAUUGUGCGUGGGGCUGAGCGCCGGCUACAUCGCCCGGCGUCCCACCCGGGGCUUCCGAGCCACCUAUGGCUACGCCCGCGCCGAGGUGGUGGGCGCGCUGAGCAACGCCGUCUUCCUCACCGCGCUGUGCUUCACCAUCUUCGUGGAGGCCGUGCUGCGCCUGGCCCGGCCGGAGCGCAUUGAUGACCCGGAGUUGGUGCUCAUCGUCGGCGCCCUGGGACUGGCAGUCAACGUGGUGGGGCUGCUCGUCUUCCAGGACUGCGCCGCCUGGUUCGCCAGCUGUAGCCGGGGCCAACGCCAGCAGCAGCAACAGCUGGGGGGCGGGGUCCGCAGCGCUUUCGGGGGCCCCCAGGGCGCCGAGGGUCGGCAGCCAGUCGCGACCUGGGCAGUCCCCAGCUCGGAAUCGGCUGUGACUCUCCGGGUGGCUCCCGCCGAAAGGAAGGAGGCGAAGGGGGCGACCGUGUUCUCAAACGUAGCAGGUGAUUCCCUGAACACCCAGAAUGAGCCUGAAGAGCCUGUGAGAAAGGAGAAAAAGUCCGAAGCCUUGAAUAUCAGAGGUGUACUUUUACAUGUGAUGGGUGAUACCCUGGGGUCAGUGGUUGUGGUGAUUGCGGCCAUCAUAUUCUAUGUGCUUCCUCUGGAACCUGAGGACCCGUGUAACUGGCAGUGCUACAUUGACCCCAGCCUCACUGUCAUCAUGGUCAUCAUCAUUUUGUCAUCUGCCUUUCCACUCAUCAGAGAGACUGCAGCCAUUCUGCUACACAUGGUCCCCAAGGGAGUCAACAUGGAAGAGCUGAUGAGCAAACUUUCUAGUGUGCCUGGAAUUAGCAGUGUACAUGAAGUGCAUAUCUGGGAACUUACAAGUGGAAAGACCAUUGCCACCCUGCACAUCAAGUAUCCAAAGGAUGGAGGCUAUCAGGAUGCCAGUAUAAAAAUUCGAGAAAUCUUCCACAAUGCAGGAAUCCACAAUGUGACCAUCCAGUUUGAAAAUGUGGACUGGAAUGAAUCCCAGGAGCAGAAGGACCUGCUCUUCCUCUGCAGCUCACCCUGCAUCUCCAAGAGCUGUGCAAAGCAGCUGUGCUGUCCCCCCAGAGCACUGCCCCAGGUCCAUGUCAAUAGCUGUGCUGAGCACAGUGACUCUUCCACUCUAGAUCUAUACCAAAGUGAUGGCCUCAGCAGAAGAGACAUCACGGAAGUGGCUAUUGAAGUGUCUUUGGAUGGCUGUCUGAGUAACCAUGGACUUGCUCUUAAAAAUACUCAAGAGGACCAACAUUAUGUAAACAUCACAUAUUUUUAACCUGGUACCUACAUAAGCAGACUGGACAAUUGAUUAACUUGGCCAUCAGCUUGGCUUAAGGAAAGAGCUUUGUGGACUGUAGGCACUGACCAGACUCGCAAUGUGCACUCUCUGUGUUCAGUAAGGGGUUGGCUAUUUGGGAUUUUAAUUGAACUUGUUUGUAUAAUUUUUGUGUGACAGAUAACACCUUAGCAUCACCCUGGGCAUCUAAUGUGGGUCUUCAACAAUUUAGUUUGAGCAUUCAUUUUCUAAAGCACACUGCACUAGUGUAUAGAUCAGGAACACUGAAGGCUGGGACUCAAUGACUGUGCACAGAGGAUUUAAAGUACUUUGUUUUCUUAACCGAUUAGAGCUUCUAACUGGCUCUCAGGUGAGCCCAGAGCCUAAGUACAUAAAAAAACUUUAAAAUCCAUGAUAACUUUAUUUUCCCACUCCCUUGGAAGAUCAUUUAUAGAGGAAUGUUCUUGUCACUGCAAACACAUUUUUUUUUUCUUUUGACUCAUUUUGAAUACAUGUAAAAUGGAUACCUACUAGGGUGGAAGAUGUUUUCACAACAUUAGAAGAGGUAGAUUUUGGUGGGGUAUCCAAAAGAAAGUGCUUUUGCAUUGUCUCUUCAUUUUGAGAGGUGGAGAGAAAAACUAAUGUUUACUUUCUGCUGUGAAAAGGAUUACAGCUGUAGGUUGUUCCAAUGAUUCAAUUAUUUCACUUGGAAGUGUGGGAAUAGUUCUUCAUUCUCAAGUAUGACACAAGUAUUUAAAUGACUGUCUUUUAGAGUCAGUUCCAUUGAAACUGUUUUCCUUUAUUGCUUUACUAAUGAUUUACUUAUUUGUCCCAUUUCCUUUGAGGCUUCUUCAGUAGGAUUAUAUUGAUCUAUAGCAUUUACCAAGAGAAAAUAAGCAUUUGUGGGAUAGAAGAAUAUAUCACAUUGAGUAUUCAUUUCUGCCAAAUAAAUAAGCUAGAUUGCCUUUUCUUUAAUUAGUUUCAUUUAAACGUAUUUAUUAUAGCUACCAACUAACAACUUGAUGGAAAAGUCUAUGUCCAAGGGGAGAAAUGAGUAUUUAUUUAAUUGCUGGUUUUAAUGUAUUUUGAGGAGCUUAGAAUUUUCGUUUACAUCUUUGACCCAUAUUACCAAGUUCAAAUAUGCUUCUUAGAAUCCAAUUCAGACCUAUCACCCAUCUACAUUAGUACUGAUAAAAGUAUCUAUUAUGUUUCUAACAGAUUGUUUAGUCAUCAAUAUUUUAAUCAAAAAAGUCUUGAAAUAAGUAUGAGGACCUGGGAGGUGACUUACUAGAACACUAGCGUCUUUUUUCAUGGGUUGGAUGGAGGUUUGGGUCCUUUUAAGAAUCUGCACAGGACUCACAAGAAAUUUGAAUAGGUAAUACAAAUAGCACCCACAUGUUUCAGAACAAACACCAUUUUAAAAAGCGUCCAUCUUAAAUUCCAAGGCUAAAAGAAGUAGGCAGCUGUGAUCAAUACAAUAGGAAAUUUUUGAUUCCUUGAAAAUUUAUUAUCUGAGUUUAAAUUGGUCAUGAAUCAGGUAAACAGAAAAAAAUGCCUAAAUAUGUUUUUAUCCCUAGGAGUUUAUCAGGCUACAUUAUAGGUACUUUAUAAUUAAAAAGGGUGUAAAAUGCAAGACAACACUUAUGUUUUAGUUAAAGGUGUGGCAUGUACUCAUAGAAACCAGGGGAUUCUCUAUGAAUCUCACCAUGGUGAUAUGUGGGGCCAAGUUCUUGACAUACGUGUUGAUUGAGAUGGCUAACCCCGGAGCCAGUGAAGAGCUUUUCUCUCAUUUCUGAAUUUGAAAACUAAUUUGAUUUCACAUCAUUAUGUCUUUAUUAAAAAGGAAAAGUUCUAAUUUCAUAGUUUUCAUGCACCUGGCUAAAGGAAUGUGUAUUAGUUUGCAUCCAAAUAAUGUUCUUUAAUUAAUCUCAAAGUAUUUUUCUGGAAAGGAAAAAGCAUUUAAUUCUAAUAUGAUUAAAUCUAACUUCAGAAAAGUACUUCCCAUUUACACUUGUGAACAUACCAAAUUAUGGAGUAGUUAGUGUGAAAUGACACCUUUUAAAAGACAGAUUAGCUGAGUGUGUUUAAUAAGGCCCAAACAGGCCAAUUAACAACAACCUUUUUAUAUUGAGUUAGGUGUUGAAUUUGCUACCCCAGGCACUGUGAUGCAUGCAAAGUCUGUGUGGUAUUUUCACUUGGGUUUUACUCUCCUUUGAGUUGUCCUGCCUUUUAAGUCUUGCAAGGAAAUGCAAGAGUUUUUCUUGUUUCCUUCAAAUCAGCCCUGCUCAGUGGCUUUGGUACCUGAUGAACAGUAGAUUUGCAACACUUCUAUUUUUCUUGGAGAUUAGAAAAAUACUGCCACCCAGUUUGGUAUUUUGGAAUUCUUUAGGUUAAUUUCAGAAAAUUUCCUCUUUUUUGUUUCUCACAAAAUAGAAAAUAAUUUUUAAGAAGCCUGUGGGAACCUCUGUGUGUUAGGUCAGGAUCAGUUUGUCUGCAUGCUAAACUAAGGUAGCUCAGGGGAAAAGGCCUUACCACUGCUCUUUGAAAUUGCCAUCUACCCUCUAGUACUUUUUCUAUUUCUAUAGAAAGAGCGCUUUCCACACUAUUUCAGCGCCAGCUAUUGGAAAUAGUAUGUCUGCCUUUAUCUUCUAAUUUUAAACUUUGUUUUUGAAAACAGAGUUUAAUUUUCCCUAUGAUAUUUGACCCUUGUGAACAUUCCAGAGAGCUACCAGGCUCCAUUGCUGACAAAAUAUCAAUAAAAUAGAGAGACAUUAUUUGAGGA